This is a messenger RNA of Ostrea edulis (European flat oyster), 3520 nucleotides long. Its product is annotated as myocyte-specific enhancer factor 2C-like. Gene Ontology annotation, biological process: cell differentiation; positive regulation of transcription by RNA polymerase II. The transcript has 9 exons. NCBI's taxonomy places the organism in Eukaryota, Metazoa, Mollusca, Bivalvia, Ostreida, Ostreidae. The record is from RefSeq and is a predicted model, not a curated record. Bases 551 to 1666 code for a protein of 371 amino acids. Gene Ontology annotation, molecular function: DNA-binding transcription factor activity, RNA polymerase II-specific; protein dimerization activity; RNA polymerase II cis-regulatory region sequence-specific DNA binding.
GACCUACGUUAAUUCAUACUGCCGAGUGAUUAUUUCUGAAAAAUGUAGAAUAGUACACAGACAUGUAGCAUCGUUAUUCAAAGUGUAGGGACAGUCGUCGGAGAAAUUGUCUUAAAGGACUGAAGGAGAAAAGGAACCCAAAACAUUUCUCUUCUGCCCAAAAUCCAUACUCCUAAAUUGAAGGGAAGGGGGGGGGGGUCAUAAUAUAUUGCAUAUCACACCGUAGAUCUACAUAUUACCGAGUAUUGUCCAAGAGAAGGAUCUUACAGGGAUUGCACCCCUUUCAUUAUGAGAGAGAAAGAGGGGAAUAACUGGCGGCCGCCACAUAAAUUAAGUGGCGGUCGCCAGGUAAAUUAAUGAUGAUAAUUCUAAAACCUGGCACCUAUCGGCUUCCGUAGAAUCUUGCCCGGUGUUGUUUUCAUUGACUUCCUACAUAUUGAUGUUAUAAAGUGUGCUUGUGUGCCCGAUAUUUCCACGUCCACCACUGCAUAAAUUUUUCAAGAUAUCAGUGACUGCUUACAUUGAGUGAUAAACGACUGGAAAAGUCAAAAUGGGAAGGAAGAAAAUUUCCAUUACUAGAAUUAACGAUGAAAGAAAUCGUCAGGUGACAUUCACCAAAAGAAAAUUUGGUCUUAUGAAAAAGGCUUAUGAGCUGAGUGUACUCUGUGACUGUGAAAUUGCUCUCAUCAUUUUCACAUCCAACAACAAGCUGUAUCAGUAUGCCAGCUCGGACAUGGACAAAGUCUUACUGAAGUACACAGAGUAUAAUGACACUGUGGUCAGCCAGACCAACAAAGACAUAUUGGAGAUGUUGAAUAAAAAGGAUGUGAAAGGAGAAGGGGGAGAUGAUGAUGAUGAUUACAACUUGACCCCCAACACAGAGGACAAAUAUCGUAGGAUUGACCAGGAGUAUGCCAGGGUAAUGCAGGGAGGGACACAAAAACCAGUGCUAUACCAGCAGCCCAUGCCAGUUUCUGUUCCAGUACAGGGUGGUGCCUUUCCCCAGACCAGUCAGCAGCAGGGGUCAGGGGGCUCUGUAGUUCUCUUACAGCCACCUACAGCCCAUACCUCCAUGCAACAACCAACAGCAGCCACUAAAGUCCAUCCUGCAGUGACUGCAACAAAAACGUUUCCCACCCAACGGACCCAGGAAAUCGAAAUGUCUCCAAAUACCGCCAGCAAGGAUACCGACUUCAAUCAAGGAAAAGGAAAACCAAAUCUAAGAGUUGUUAUUCCACCCAAAUCUGAUACACCAGCUGCCAAAUCACAGUCAACAUCCCUAGACACUCCGCAGAUAUCUCAAGCCACACCCAGCACUCAGUUAGCUUCAGUUCUACCAUCAGCUCUUUUGCCCAGUGACCUACAAAUAAAUAGUGCUGAUUUGGCCAAGCUGUUGGGUUCAGCAGCAUUUGCAUCCAAUGAAGGAUUGCCAGGGCCCCUAACAGCAGCUGUCCAGGCCUCGGGAAUAUCACUUACACCAAGUGGGUUAACACCAACUACCAACUUGCAGAACCUCCUGAUACCUUUAUCACAUGCUCAAGCACUCCAGAUGCAGUUUGCAGGAAAAAAUGUCAAAGCAGAACCAACAUCACCACAGGAUAGAGGGGGGUCAUCAGAGGAAGAGGGGCCACCAGAGAAACAGGCCCGUAUGUCAUCUGACCGAUGACAAUAGUAACUUUUAUGUAUAGUGUAAAUAGUGUAGAAUUGAGAAUUAUGUAUCGUGCACAGAAGUAACAAGCUUUUUAUUUUCCUUGCAUUGUGUCAUUUCUGAAUUAAGUCUGACAUUGACAGGUCUCAAUAUUUAGGUUUAAGAUUCACAAGAUUGUAUAUAGAUUCAUCAUAAUAGAAUUAUUUUCAGUGCUGAGAUUACCUGGUAAUCAUGCAUAUGGUGCAUUAGUUUAGUAAGCAUAAUCACGUUUUUCUAAUAUUGAAUUCCCUGGCAGUCAUUCGUCAUUGAAAGAGUUGUUGAUGUUUUGUUAAGGUAUUAAAUCUAGCUUCAAAUUCCUUUAUAAAUCCAUUUGAUUCAGUAUCAUAGUUGCAAGAUAGUGAUUUAUGGAAAACAAGUUUUUAACAUUUAUUACUUUUUAAAGGGUUAUGUAUUAUUUGUAUGGGUUAACUUAUUGUUUCCCAAAAAACUCUUAAUCAAAUUCAUUUUUAUUGAUGAGAAUUUUUGCAGACUUUGUAUUUCACACUGUUGAUGCAGAAAAUCUUUGUCUCGGAUAGCCUUGUGGUUUGCAAACAUGAAUAUAUGUGCGAAGACUGUUCAAAUGUACAUAUAUUGACUUUAAGAAAUCCAGUCUUUAUUAAUAGCCUUCUAUUAAACACAGAUAUGUUAACGGUUGCACAUAAUUACAAUACAUUGAUAUUUUCAGGCCAAGAAAUAGUAUUGGAUUAAAUGGCUGUUUACUCAUGAUUUACUUGGUUUGAAUAUUUUGAUAGACAUUUAUUCUAUUGCUUUGUGACCGUUUAUACUAUUCUUGUUCAUAUAUACAAAAUAUAUAUAUAUACUAGGUUUGAAAAACCAUUAAGAAUAUAUUCAGUUCGAUAUUCAUUGCUGUAAACAGCAGGUUUCAUUGUUUAUUACUGUAAAUCAUUAUAAUUUCACAAGACUUUUAUUCCCACUAUCUCACAUUGGCAGAUUCGUCCUCAGAAUUUGAAAUUUUGCAAACAUUCAGGUUUUUUUUUUCAUUACUACUUAAAUACACAAAAUUAUUCUUGAGGACUUUAUUUUUACAUCAAGUAACCUCAGUAUUCAGCAGUUAUUAUGCACAACUGUAUUUUCUGUGACUUGCACUAGAAAAAAAGUAGCAGAUAUAUUAGAAAUUUAUGACAAUUACCGGUAAUGUUAGAAAAAUCAAAGAUAUGGUAUAGACCUGGAUGUUUCUGGAAGUUUUUACAGGUAUGUGUGUUCUUGUUUUAAACACCAGUGUUAUAAUGCUUGUAUCAAUUUACCAUUUACAUUGUUGUGGAAUAAUAAAUUUGGCAUCAGUGGAAGAUUUUAGAUUACAUUGUAUGUACAUGUAUGAUAUGGUUUGACUUUAUUUCUGAAGUGACACUUGUAUAUACUGGUAGCGCACAGCAAAGACAAAUCAUUUUAUGUAGACCAUCUUGAGUGUAUUUGGAGUGCAUGUAUAAUGUUUACUUCCGGUGGUGAGGAACUACAUAUAUAUUCCAAGAUAUGUCUGCAAGUUUUAACACAUAUUUUAACUAGGGGCUUAAUUUUUAGUAAGAAUGGUAGGAAGUUAGAAUGCUGGUUGUGACAGUCCUGUUAUUGUUUAUUAUCAUUGUAGUUCUUGACAUGCAGUGGUUAUUUUUGUUUGUUUUUUUUUUUCUCUUGACUUAAUACACUUCCAACCUUUUAUUGUGCAUGAUAAAAGGAUUAAUAUUGGUGAAUUGAUAUUUUUUAAAAAUAGAUUUGUGCCAUUUUUUGCAUGAUUUUCACCCCAAAUUAUGUCAUUCUGAAAUCAUAGUAUUUUGUUUAGAGGAUAUGUAUAUGCAAUAAAUAAUUGUUUUUAAGUAA